Macrosteles quadrilineatus (aster leafhopper) is the source of this 5081-nucleotide messenger RNA. RefSeq names its product F-box/SPRY domain-containing protein 1 (gene Fsn). The transcript has 4 exons. The coding region runs from base 16 to 783 and encodes 255 amino acids. Gene Ontology annotation, cellular component: SCF ubiquitin ligase complex; synapse. Gene Ontology annotation, biological process: proteasome-mediated ubiquitin-dependent protein catabolic process; synapse assembly involved in innervation. The record is from RefSeq and is a predicted model, not a curated record. NCBI's taxonomy places the organism in Eukaryota, Metazoa, Arthropoda, Insecta, Hemiptera, Cicadellidae. Gene Ontology annotation, molecular function: protein binding.
CUUAAUGCCGGCAAAAUGGUCGACGAGAUAGCAGCUACGCUGCCAGAUAUUGUUUUGGAAGUGAUAUUUUCGUAUUUGGACCUUCACGAUUUACGGAACUGUUCGUUAGUGUGUAAAAAUUGGUAUAGAUUUCUUAAUGACGAUAACAAUGAUGUUUGGCGUCUGCACUGCAUAAGAAAAUUAGCUGAAGAAGCUCUCAAGUCGGACCUGCUUUCAUCUGUGCCAACUUACAAGGCUAAAUUAAGAGCGUUUUAUCAUGCUUGGAACCCUAAUGACUGUUCGCGAAAUAUUUACAUAAAACCAAAUGGGUUUACGUUACAUAGAAAUCCUGUUGCUCAAAGCACGGACGCAUCAAGAGGGAAAAUUGGGUUUCGACAUGGAAGGCAUGCUUGGGAAGUGAUAUGGGAAGGGCCUUUGGGCACAGUUGCUGUUAUAGGAAUUGCCACAAAAGAGGCUCCCUUACAGUGUCACGGGUAUGUUGCGUUGUUAGGAUCAGAUGAACAAAGUUGGGGAUGGAACUUAGUUGAUAACCAUUUACUCCACAAUGGAGAUUCUCAAGGAAACUAUCCACUAGUCAACAAUGCGCCUAAAUAUCAGGUUGGAGAAAGGAUACGAGUGAUAUUAGACUGUGAUGAUAAUACACUGUCUUUCGAGAAAAACUAUGAGUUUCUGGGUGUUGCGUUCAGAGGACUGCCAGACAAGAGACUCUACCCAUCCGUGUCUGCCGUGUAUGGCAACACAGAAGUGUCCAUGGUGUACCUGGGGCCCCCGCUGGAUGGCUAACACAGGCGGGGGUCUGACCGAUGAGUUUGAUAUUCCUACAGUUCAGAAUGCUGCGGUGACAGGCUAACCAAGUUGCUGAGUUGGAACCUGGCAACUGAAACGCCUCCCGUAUAGAUCAUGACCCAGCAUGACAACACUGCCUUUACCACUCCAUCUAUAGGUUAAGUUCUUUAGGCUUAAUUUGAUACUUUUCCAAAGCUAAUGGGAAGUUGAUCCUUAUUUUAAGUAGUCAAUGACAUCUAAGUUCCAGAAAAGUGAAUGAGGUAUUGACUUUUAUGGAGAAAGUCUCGAGGAUUAUUUGAGAUAGGCUUUGGUAAUCAAAAUAGUUAAUUUGCUAUGAUGUGGCUAACAAAUUAAGAUAUUUGACAUAUAAUUUUAAUUGUGUAUGCGAUGUCAUAAAAUCACGAGGCUCCAUCUUUUAGGAUUGAAAUGUAAUUUUCUUUGCUCAAUCUUACACAUUAGGUAAAUCAUAGCUUCUACAAAAUUAUGUAGUGGCAAAUAUUUUAGCGGGAAAGUAUAUAUUUAAUCAGGUGAUUAGUAAAACAACCAGGAAAAAAUUGUUUUAGAGUACCAUUAAUUGAAAAAUCCAAUGUUGAUUCAGCUUGAUUUUGAAAUGUCAGACGAACUCAUGUUUAAAGAUAUAUUGUUAAACCUCAUGAAAGGUUGUAAACAUGUAAACUUACAUGUUGUUCUCAACCGAACACUUUGAAAUGAGUUUUUGCUGCAAUGUUCAUCGAUAUGUUCAUCAAUAUAGAAGGUCUAAGGCAAUUAGCAUAAAGUUGAAUAAAACUACAAGUCAUUAAAAAUGUUAGUCAUGGGAUCAGUACCAACUAGUAUCGACAUAUGCUAAACAAGAUUAAAAUAUUGUUUUGAAGCUUACAAACAUUUAAUUUAUGCCCAACUUAUUUUUCAAGUUGUUGGUAAAGAGGUAAAAAAUAGUUCGUGAUCCCUUCUUUCAGUUUCUAAUUUUGUAUUUCCCUUAACUUUUUAUUUUAGGCAAAAAUAAUUUAUAUUGUAGGAUGUACUUGUACUCGUCUUUAUCUUGCAAAUUUAAAACCAUGACUAUCUUAUCGAACCAUUCUCUCUUUUUUACUUUCUGGACGAGGGUAGUAUAAGAUCACGUAAUGAUAUAUUUUGAACCAUUUGUAUAAAAUUGGGAAAUUCCUAUAAGAUUAAAAGUAACUAUAGCUGAAUUAGGAGAAGAAUAUCCAAAGAACUUUUUACAAAUCUUAAAAUCCAAACAUGCCAUAUAACAAAUGUUGACUUUAAAAAAUAUGCUUUUGAAUUAUUACAACCUGAAUAUUUUACUACAUCUAAAAUUGGAAUGGCUUUGCUUUUUCGGUAAUAAGAACUGCUCACUUAUAUGUUGUUAAAUUUAACUAAUAAACUCAGAUAAAUUAAUUUAUUAGCUUGUGUGUGUUCAGCACAUUUAAAAACAUCUCUUGCACUUUUCAACCUAGUGUUUUUGUCAAAUAUACAAUAUUUCAGUAGCCUAUUCUAGCUUUUGCCGUAAACGGAGUUGGAGACCCCUGCUUUUUAUAGUAUUAAACAUGUAAUAAGAAAACAGUAAUCGAGUUCAAAAUCUGAAAAGCCUUUGCAUGUUUUAAGUGUUUUUAAAACAUUUUGGCUGUCAAGCACUUUUGCUGUUUUCUUCGAGAACCGCCAGCUGAGUUCACCUUCAAUUGCCAAGACUGUCAGCCAUUAUUAUUAUUAUUGCUAUUUUGUCAGCCAUAUGACAACCAGAAUUGCCAAGCCAAAUCAUAUGAUUUUACAAUGUUUUUCUUUUAAAACCAUAAAUUCCCUUAUAACUUAUAAUAUAGAUAGAACCUGAUAUCUUUUUUUUUUUAGGUAAAUAUGUGUAACACCUCAUAUAUAUUUGAAUGAAAGACAAUCUUCAAACAAACGUACAAACAAACACACAAACCUUCACACUUAUAAGUAAGGUGAUUCAUUGCAAAGAAUUUACAAAAUUACCGAUCACAUCGGCAGCGGGCAUUUCUCGCACAGACGACAGGCGCCGAUGUGGUCGGCAGCUGGCAUUUCUUGUGACGAAAGGUGAUGCUGAUCACAGCGGCAGUUUACACUUCUUGCGAUGAUUAUAUUGAUUUAUUCUUGGGUCAACAACUCCCUUUAUUUUGUGAGUUAAAAAUAAAAUCCUUACUGUUUCAGUUUAAGAGGCAAGCUUAAAUAACAAAAAAAGGUCUUACAUUUUUUUUUAUGUACCUGAUGUAAAAGAUUUGUUUUAGUAAAGUUAAAGAAAAGGGAAGAAAUGCUUAUAAUUCCCAAUUGCAAUGUUUGUCAGUCCUUUAAAAACAAAGAGAGGAUUUUACUUUGUAACUCAUUUAAUACAUUCCAUAAUACUAUAGGCCUAACAACUAAAAUAAAAGUACUUACUAACAUUUUCUUCAUUUAGAAAUAUUUAGGGUUUUAGCCUACUGUAUUUGAAAACCUUCACAAAUAUGUAAACUGGUCCGUAUUCUUCAAUUGUUUUUGGAUGUUAUUUAACUUACUUAUCCAAGUUUUGCUCAGUUUUCUCCAAAUAAAUGCAUCCCCUCGUUUACUUCCUCAAAUAAUUAAUUGUAAGAUUGUGAGUACAAAGAAGUGAUGUAAUUGUAACUAUUAUUUUUUAGCAAGGUAUCAUGAAGAGUGUGCUAAUAAAGUUAACUCUUGGAGCUAUUUACUUAUUAUAAUAUAUGCACUUGGGAUUUUAUCGCUCAUGAUUAGGUACUCCAAUUGGGAUUUAGGUUUAACAUUUAACUCUAGUCCUUGAGUGCUUAGUGCCUCAACACAGUGCUAUUACAGUAGAACCCCGUCUAACCGAAAUAAAGGGGGGAGAGCUGUUUCGGGUAACAAAUUUUUCGGUUAACCCAUCAUAUGCUAAAAAUAGCCAAUGUAUCACCACAGUGUGAAGGGAAAAUUAAUUUAAUAGAAUUUCUAUAUAAUUCAGUGUUUUAUUUCAACUACAAAAAUGUUACAAUGGGAUGGAAAAUACUUUAAACCAGACAACUGAAGUUAUUAAAGCAUUUUAUAGCCCUAUAUUAUUUUAUAGAACCAUUUCGGUUAACCCGGGUUUCGGUUAACUUAAAUUUGGUUAAUAGGGGUUCUACUGUACCUAUAUGUUUUAUAUAUUAGUAUUUGUUUGUUUGCCCUGCAAAAAUAAAUAUUCUUGUAAAAUACAAAUCAAGUUUGAUUUGGCAUUUUUUAUUAAUGUAUAAAGUUCUGUUUGUAAAGUAACAAGUAUGUAAGAAGACAGUGAUCACUCGCAGUCACAUCUAUGUUUGGUUAUUAAACGUUGCCAAGUAAAGCUCUUGGCCAAUUUAGCGGAACCACAACUUAACUGGGUCCCGUCUUAACUGUUAAUUCCAAGUUGUACUUCUAAUCAGCACUGGAUCCCCUCGCAUUUCAAUAUGUUUCUGUUACACAUCUGAAUCAUAAUGGAUUCAAGAUAUUUUUCAUCUACCUCACUCUUCACUAUUUUAUUUUUUACUUGCAGGGAAGAAAAAUUUUGUUUUCCUAUUUAAAAAAAUUUAAUUAAUUUAAAAACUUAAUCAUCUUUGUACUUAAAAAUGUUUGUUCAAGUUAUUUUUGAUCAAGUAUACAGAAAUAUUUACUAGACAUUCAUAUGCCUAAUUAUGGUACCAGAGUUCUAUAAAGGAUUGUGGCCAGUGGUGUCUUGGUUAUGGUUAAUACUACUUGAAACAAAAAUUGUGGAGAUCAAACUUUUCCUAAUUCAUCGUCCAAAUAUUAAUAAUUCUAAUAUUGUAGCCUAUCAAUCGAUGGACUAAUAUGAUAAACCACACAAUCAUGCAAUAUAUUUUUGUACCAAAUUCCAGUAGUUCUGUAAUUACAGUUCACAAUUAUCAGUUUUUUACCGAUAUUGCAGGCUUCAGAAGGGGUUGCUUUCUCUUUAUAUGAUCUCAUUUAUACUGCUUGGGAAAAUCAUAACUGCUUAAGUGAUCUACAUGGUCGCUGUUCUUCAGUUUUAUCCGGAUUUUGGUACCUGAUGUAAAUAUGUAUAGAUAACAGUCAAUAAAUUAAUCUGAUAUCAGGUUUUUAUUGUAUAUAGAUAUUUAUUUGUAUCUAUGUAAAUAAUAUUAUAAAGUGUGUAUUGUAUUGCAAUGUGUGUAUGCAGGGAGGAUAAUUUAUCAAUCUUUUUAUUUGAGCUUGAUAUUUUCACCUAUCGUACAAACCGUUUUGGUUUUAUUAUCUCAUUUACUGUGAUAGUCAUGUUUUUCGUUUGUUUUGUGAAUAGUUAUAUUAUUUUCAAAAUAAUGUGACCAUAUUAAAUUGUUGAUUAA